Molecule: messenger RNA, 7419 nt
Organism: Lymnaea stagnalis (great pond snail)
Lineage: Eukaryota; Metazoa; Mollusca; Gastropoda; Lymnaeidae
Source: the annotation of a GenBank genome assembly
CACACUUUCAUUAUUGUCGCGAAUUCCAUGAAGCAAUUGAUUGAUUUUCAGCGCGAUCGCGGAAUCAGAUCGAUAGAAACCCACUCCUUAAGGUUGAGAGCACCUAUUUUGCGUGCACAUUCCAAGGCUACAGCAUCAGCAAGCCGCUCAGCGUAAGUGUUAUAACGUACGAUCUCUAUCUGUGCUUCUAGCCCCAACUAUUACGACAGCAUUUUCGAAGUCUCGCUUGUAAUCAUUCAAUGUAUAUAUAUAUAGUUCAGUAAAUUGAAUAGAUGGAUCAAGACGAGAGACACAUUUCGCCGUCUUUACUAUAAAGGAAAUGAAAUUACAAAUAUAUCUCGCUAUAAAGAAACAUCUUUACAAAUGGUAAAAAAAAUAAAUAAUAAAGUGAAAUGUUAUAAUUUAAAUAAGGGUUGUUUUCAAGAGGCUUCUUAAAAACUUAUUCACUGUACCAAAAACCUAGAAUUUCACAUCUUAUAAUUCAUUGAACGUGCGAAAUACCUAGAAUUCCACUUUUUUUAAAAAAUUAAUCCAGCGUGCCAACAACCUAGAAUUCCAGAUUUUAUAAUUCACUGAGCGUGGCAAAAACCUAGAAUUCCAGAUUUCGAGACACAUUUUAAAUAUCCUUUAUAAUUAUUUGGUCUUCCAUCUGCCAUUACAACAACAAAAAAAUGCUCAACGUGACACGUUUGGCACGCGUGCCACUGGUGGCACACUGACUCCUGAAACAACUUAUUAAUUUAAAUAAAGUUUCGUAAGAAUUUAUUUGUUUAAGCAUUUGUGCACUAAACUCAAUUUAUUAAUAUUGUAGUCCGUUUUUGUAAAACAAAAACUAUUUGCAUUUGCAAUAACUGACUGUGUCACGCAAAGGGCGUACGGCGCUGGACAAUGGAAGCCCAUCGUUAGGGUUUGAGCGACUGUCCCGGUGGAAACUUAUUGUUAGGGUUUGAGCGACUGUCCCGUUUGAAGCCCCCUGUUAGAGUUUGUGAGAUUGUCCCGGUAGAAAUCCAUUGUUAGAAAUGGAGAGAUUGUCCAGGUAGAAACCCAUUGUUAGACAGUGAGAGAUUGUCCCCAUUGUAACCCCUUGCUAGAGAUUGAGCGAUUGCCCCAGUAUAAACCUGUUGUUAGAGUUUGAGAGAUAGUCACCCUAUAAUCCCAUUGUUAGAGAUUGAAAGAUGGUCCAGGAAGAAACUUAUUUUUAGGCUUUAAGACAUUGUCGUGGUAUAAAUCUAUUUUUAGAUAUUGGGAGAUUGUCCAAGUAGAAACUUAUUUUUAAGGUUUAAGAUAUUGUCCCGGUCCAUAACUAUUUUUAGAGAUUGAGAGAUUGUCCCCCUAAAAGCCCAUUUUUAGAGAUUGUUAUUGUUAGAGUUUGAUGGAUUGCCCCGGUAGAAACCCUUUGCUAAAGUUUGAGAGAGUGUCCUUCUAGAAACCCAUUUUUAGAUUUGUGAGAUUCCCGCAUUGUCAUGGCAACCAGACGUCGCACAGGAGGCGGCGGAUCAAUACGCCUCUAUUACAACCAGACGUCACACAGGAGGCGGCGGAUCAAUACGCCUCUAUUACAACCAGACGUCGCACAGGAGGCGGCGGAUCAAUACGCCUCUAUUACAACCAGACGUCACACAGGAGGCGGCGGAUCAAUACGCCUCUAUUACAACCAGACGUCACACAGGAGGCGGCGGAUCAAUACGCCUCUAUUACAACCAGACGUCGCACAGGAGGCGGCGGAUCAAUACGCUUCUUUGACACCUGACUUAAACCUCGACUCUGAAAACCGAUUAAGGAUUUUUUUAAAAACAUCCUGUGGGUUUUGUACAUUUGCACCGCCAUUUGCGGUAGACGUGAAUCUAUGACCAAGAAGAUUACUAAUGAAGCAUCGUGAAAUGUGCUGUGAUGCACAGUUAAAGGAGAAAGAAGAGCUCUAUAAAACGUAUUUGGGCAAGGAUUAAUAUCCUGCGUUUCACAAACAUGGUCUUUCGAUGGGUUUGCUGUUUGGGACACGUAUGAUGCAUGUGAACAGCUUUCCCGUGCAUGAAGCACAUCAAAUCACAAGUGAGAACACGAAUUGCUGAUGUUCGUUUGGAAAACUGCUUGCAUGUAACAACAACAUCAGUUGAGAUCAAUUUGGAUGCCCUUGGUUCUGCUAAACAAAGUCCGAUGUCUCGCUUUUAAAUAAUUUAAAUUGUCUAAUAAAUAGGUUUGAUUCUCAGUUACGUUUUAUUUUCUUCACACUCCCCCCCCCCCCCAAAACCUAUUUCUUGUAUUUUUUACAUUAAACCAGGCAAGCGUUUGGCCCCGAUCUCACCCCCCCGCCAACCGACAAUGUGGUCGAAGCUGUAGCGCGCUUGCUUGUUUACUUAAAUUAACAACAACAGCAAAAAAAAAAAAAAUUAGAUGCGUGGCCCGACAGGAAAUAUUAUUUUCUGAAAUUUGACUCGCCUGCUGAAAAGGUUGGCCAGCCCUGGCAUAGAGUAAAGGGUAAUUUUAAAGUUAUAGGUUAAAUAACACCUCUAAGCAAAGUCUUUCGUAUAACUCCUUUAUUAAAUUUAAUAACGGGUGACUGAAAAUUUGACAAAACAUGCAUUCAACAAGUAGCGCACUUUAUAAGAAUCCCAAUAAGUGCUUACCCACCCCCCCCCCUCUCCCUUGCAAAGUCUCGAAACCGCACAUUUUUGUUCACGCCCCUAAACUAUAUAAAUAUUCUAAUGACCAACCCGCUUUUUCACCACAGAUAUAUAAUAUAAUAUUUCACCAACUAUUUCACCAACUAUUUCACCAACUAUUUCACCAACUAUUUCACCAACUAUUUCACCAACUAUUUCACCAACUAUUUCACCAACUAUUUCACCAACUAUUUCACCAACUAUUUCACCAACUAUUUCACCAACUAUUUCACCAACUAUUUCACCAACUAUUUCACCAACUAUUUCACCAACUAUUUCACCAACUAUUUCACCAACUAUUUCAGAAAAACUAAAUAAAAUAUCACGCACCAAACGCAUUAGCGCGGCUAUCGGGAGUGAUUUCCCUUCAUCUUCCCCCUGUAAAAUAGAAACAAAAAAAAUUUUGGGAGGGUUUGAAAUGAAAAUUUGAAAGAAUGUGUUGUCAUCGGCAACGAGUGUAUGUGCCUAAUUUCAGCUCGAUAGGUUGACGGGAAGCGGAUCAAUUAGCCAUCUGAAGAACAAAAGCGAAUUUAAUACAAAGGAUUUAAAAAUUGGAAGCAAACAGAGCUGGUGGGAGAAAUGAAAGAUCUAUUAACAGCUGUACCGCCUUCGUCAAAUAUGAGUCAUCGAUGAAACGGGGGAAAAGUUGUAGUCGGUGGUGGAAAAAAAAAGGGGGGGGGGUCUUUCUCAGGCUUCACACCAGGUGCCAAGUUACCUCGGCACGUUCCUCUGAAAAGAUAUUACUCAAUACAUGCACUGAUAUUUUAUAAGUUUAUGGGCGAUAUCAUAAAAUCGUUUGAAAAUUCACAAAUAUGCACACACACAUACACACACAAACAAUCACAAGUGCAGUAAAAAAAAAAAAAUUCGCACAACAGAUUUUGAAUGCCAAAUCUCUAGAACUGUUGGAAACCUUGCUUAAAACUGUUUACUCUAUCUCCCUCCCACAACAGAUGGCCAUCAUGACUUAUCAAUGCCGAGUGGACUUUGCAGUCAUUUUUGGACUGGUUGUCGAAGUCUUCGGCUGGAACUUACACAACGGGGGGCUGGUGACACACAGCUGGUCUGUCUCGGGUCUGGUCUCUCGUGGUGUCAUGCAGAACUGCUUCCUGGAUCUGUGCACCUCCAUCCCGCUGUCAGCGAUGUCCUGUAAGCGAUAGAGUAAAAUGAUGAUAAGACCGUAACACAGCUUGUAUGUAGUACAGGACUUCAAGCGAGAGCGUGUCAUUUAGAUGUGGUUGAAGACUGAAUCACCCACAUAUUGGUCAGUCAGGAUUUUAGGACAAGUUAUAAAUGGCUUUGUGCAGGGGGGCCGGUGGAAGCACUGCACCCCCCGGGGGCAAAGUCUGAAUUUAGGCGAUCGCUUCGAUAAUGAAGUAAAUAGGAAUGCACACAUUUUUAAUUUAAAAAAAAAAUAAUGACUUUGGCGCCAUUUGAACAUUGCCUCAAAGACAGGUGCCCCCCCCCCCCCCCCCCCCCCCCGCCCCCCAGGAAGCACUGCACCCCCCGGGGGCAAAGUCUGAAUUUAGGCGAUCGCUUCGAUAAUGAAGUAAAUAGGAAUGCACACAUUUUUAAUUUAAAAAAAAAAAUAAUGACUUUGGCGCCAUUUGAACAUUGCCUCAAAGACAGGUGCCCCCCCACCCCACCCCCCGCCUUGCCCCCCUGUUCUUCACGUGUCCCUGGUUAUGGAGCCUAAGUUUGCUGAACGGAACCCACACGAGUCUUAAUCUUAAUCUUAAUCUUAAUCUUAAUCUUAAUCUGACCACGUUUUGUUUUUAUUUUGUAUAACUUUAUAACUUUGAUAGAAAUUCUGCUGGUCGUUGAUUUUUAAAUUAAUUAUUUUUUAUGUUUUAGUUAAUUUGGUAGUACGACAAUACAGAAGGGAAGAUGACAAAUAAAAUCUUUUUUUUCCCAAAUAAAACCCGAUAGAGAAAAAAAUAUAUGCUUACAUAUCAUGUUCAUAGAAAGAUAUAUUUUUAAAAAAAUAUAUGCUUACAUAUCAUGUUCAUAGAAAGAUAUAUUUUUAAAAAAAUAUAUGCUUACAUAUCAUGUUCAUAGAAAGAUAUAUUUUUAAAAAAAUAUAUAUAUUCCUACUUUCAAACAAUUAACAAAGAAAUGUUAUUGUGUACCUUGCAGCAUACCAUAUUAAGGUGCUAUUCAUGGUGCUGACUGCCAAUGUUUGGGUUAUCGGUGCCAUGCUCCUGGCCUUCUACGACAUCUACAAGGGAUACAGACUCCAGGAGCAAAAUAAGUUUAUCCCAUGGAUAUGCGGAGCCCUCAGCAUCCUUGGAUGUAAGUAGACUAUCAGGAUGUGUGAGGAGACUGCCUGGAUGUGUGAGUAGACUGUCUGGAUGUGUGAGUAGACUGUCUGGAUGUGUUAGUAGACUGAUUGGAUGUGAGUAGACUGUCCGGAUGUGAGUCGUCUGAAUGUGAAUAGACUGUCUGGAUGUGAGUAGACUGUCUAGAUGUGAGUAGACUGUCUGGAUGUGAGUAGACUGUCUGGAUGUGAGUAAACUGUCUGGAUGUGAGUAGACUGACGUGGUGACUUGAAAAGCUCAUCAGUACAGAGCCCUUCAGAACGGGUAUUCCCAAACGUUCUGUAAAAACUGUCGCUAACUGUUAGACGUCUUCAAUGAUUUGUUUGUUUUCUGUUGAUGUUUUUUGAUAAAAUGUUUGUUUGAUAUUAUUAUUGAUUAUUAAAUACAAAGAUUAAAAACAUUAUAAUUACAGGCUAAAUUUUACAACCCCUAAAAGCAUAGUUUUCGUUUACAUUCUUUACAAAAUGUAAUAUCGAGCAAAAAAGGGGGGGGGGGGAGGGUAGAAAAUUUGAAAAAACAUGCAUCUCACUUUUAAAAAAUCAAUCCACACCCCCCCCCCCCUUUUUUUUUUCAAAACUCGCAACGGCACUUUUUAUUCAGUCGAACCCUGAACUAAAUUAACUUCUAAAGACCCACCCACUUUGACACAACAGGUUUAUUUCACCAAAGAUUUUAGAAAAACAUUUUUCAAAAAAAAAAAAAAAUCUGAUUUGGCGCAGUUAUAGGGAAUUCUAUUUUCUCUUUACCUUGAAAAAAAAACAGGGAAAACUUACUUUUAGGGGUUGAGGUUGGGGGUGGGGCUUGGAAAUUUGAAAGAAUGUGUUGUCAUCGGCUGCGAGUCUAUGUACCAAGUUUCAGGUCGAUGGGUUGACGGGAAGUGGGUCAAUUAGCCGUCCGAAGAAUGGCGAUGAAGGCACAAUAUUAAUAUUAAAAUGUAUCACUUUUUUUUUUUGUUCUUGUUUGCCCAUAGGUGCGUUCAUAGUGAUUGGUGAUGUUUUCUGGGUCGGGAAAAUCCACAGAGACCUCCGCUUGUCCAACAGGAACUUCAAACUGGACUACUCCUUCAUCAUGACCGCUGUUGCUGCAUUCCUCUAUCUCCUCUCUGGUCUUCUGUUCCUAUCAAGCCAACGAGAGGACUCGCCUAAACCACUUAGGCAGCGAAUUAUCGCGUGAUGGCGUCAGGCACUUUUUUUUAAAUUUACUUUCGUCGGGGAUGAUUGUAGCCUUGAAAUUUGUCCUUUGACAGAAUUAGAAAAGUAUGUAAGUUUUAAGUUCUCAAAUUUAAAAAUCGGUUUGUAAUCAUCUCUGUGUGUUUGGUAAUUUUUCUUUAAUUGUUUUUUCAUUAUUUUGUCAAUCUGUUUCAAUCCAAUAUUUUUCCUUACAUUAAAAAGAAUAAUUGAUCUUAGUUUUUAAAAGAUUGUUGUUCAAGUUCAAGUUAGUUUUGGAGUGUUUUUAAAUAAAUAAAACAAUAUAUAUAAGGCAGUUGCCCUAUUAUGUGUGGAUAUUGCCCAAACUCUGUGGGAGAAAGUUGCCCAACUUUGUGUGGAUAGUGCCCAAACUCUGUGGGAGACAGUUGUAAAACUUUGAGUGGAUAGUGCCCAAACUCUGUGGGAGACAGUUGCCCAACUUUGUUUAGACAGUGCCCAAACUCUGUGGGAGACAGUUGCCCAACUUUGUUUGGAUAGUGCCCAAACUCUGUGGGAGACAGUUGCCCAACUUUGUUUAGACAGUGCCCAAACUCUGUGGGAGACAGUUGCCCAACUUUGUUUAGACAGUGCCCAAACUCUGUGGGAGACAGUUGCAAAACUUUGAGUGGAUAGUGCCCAAACUCUUUGGGAGACAGUUGCCCUAUUAUGUUAGGAUAGUGCCCAAACUCUGUGGGAGACAGUUGCCCAACUUCUGUGUGAAACAGUUGCCCAACUUUGUUUGGAUAGUGCCCAAACUCUGUGGGAGACAGUUUCCCAACUUUGUGUGGAUAGUGCCCAAACUCUGUGGGAGACAGUUGCCCAACUUUGUGUGGAUAGUGCCCAAACUCUGUGAGAGACAGUUGUAAAACUUUGAGUGGAUAGUGCCCAAACUCUUUGGGAGACAGUUGCCCAAAUGUGUGUGGAAAGUUCCCAAACUCUGUGGGAGACAGUUGCCCUAUUAUGUUUGGAUAGUGCCCAAACUUUGUGUGGAUAGUGCCCAACUUCUGUGUGAAACAGUUGCCCAACUUCUGUGUGAAACAGUUGCCCAACAUUGAGCGGAUAGUGUCCAAACUCUGUGAGAGACAAUUGCCUGACUCUAUAUUGUUGAUUUGUAUAAAUUGCAAGCAGCCCAUUAGCUUUUCAACAUAAUAUUAAAUGUGUAGUAAAAUACAUAACAGAAAGACUUCAUUAUUAUUAUUAUUAUUUCAAAGUUGAUUUUGCAACUGAUUAUUUUGUGUUACAUUUUGAAUGCGG